AUGCUGGGUGUAUCUGGUAGUAAGGGGCCCAACAAUCAACCCUACUCCACAAGGGUGCCCUGUGAGUCCUUGACAACGGGAUUCAUGGUGAAUCCAACGACCAUGGCAGCCAAGUGGACCACGACCAAAGAUGUCAGUUUUAUUAUCAACUAUCGCUUUCGACGAAUCACCAUAAUUUUUUCAACGUAUAAAGCGUACAAGGCCGAGUUUACUUUUCAAGAUCUUGAAGUGCAUAGCCUUCAUCCUGAAGAAUUCAAAGGGGAGAAACGUGCCUAUUUCACCUUAAUUGCCAAGCAUCCACCACAAUAUUGGAAAGCGCUACAUCCUUUAUCCAAGCGUAUUCGGUAUGAUGAUAUGCCUUGGAUACGUGCAACAAGAAUCGCCAUGGACAAACAAACGGCCUCUCAUAUAAAAAAGGCAUCACCAACACCACUGGAGCGUCAAGAAACGGUUACACAGUGUCUGGCACUUGGCGAAUGGACAACGUUUCGAGUUUGCAUAUCACUUGAUGGUGGUGGGUCAAGCCAAAGCCGAAAGGCUUUCAAAUCAGUGCUAUGGCACGCCAUUAGUAGUCGACUGGUUCCACGCCCUAGCGUACGAAAUCGAUGUGAUAAGAAAUUCACCGUGUUGAAUGCAUACAACGGCACUACCACAACAACAUCGGCGACUAUUCCGAACAACAUUCUAGAAAAUUUUGACAUGUACUACACGCUUGAGUCAUACUUUUCAUACCGUAUCCUCAUUCCUGCUACCAUCGAUGAAACGUUUUAUGCAUUGUAUGCGAAAAUGACACCUAUUGAAGCUUCCCGUGCUUUGCAAUACCUGACGGCUAUGGUGGAUACCGGUUUUCUUGAUGAUGACAAUGACGACGAAGGUGAUGAUGAUGAUGAUGAUGAGGGCAGCCCUGGUGGUGGUAGUGGGAAAAGUGGCAUUGAUACACGACAUAUUUGGAAGCCCACGGAGGCGUUACGCGAUGUCGUGAAGAACACAAACUUUGCCAAUAAUGCCUUAUCCCGUGAAAAGAGUAAACACAAGGACCAAGUCAUGAUUCGCAAGGUGCUGGUAACUCCCACCACUCUACUUUUCGAAUUACCUCAAAAUGAAACUGACAAUCGUGUGCUACGUUACUACAAGAAUCAUAUCGAUCGGUUUAUUCGAGUACAAUUUAUCGAAGAAGGCCAACAUCGACUUCAAACUUCUUCACGUCCCAAUCAUACCAGUACCAAAGUCUAUCAACGUAUCUCACACGCACUUAAGUAUGGGAUACAAAUUGGAAAUCGUCAUUAUGAGUUUCUUGCAUACUCAAGUUCCCAGCUACGUGAACAUGGAUGUUGGUUCUUUGCAUCGACGGAUACCUUGAAUGCUGAUAUGAUUCGAAGUUGGAUGGGUGAUUUCUCUGGUGAGCGUAUCGUUGCCAAGUAUGCUGCUCGUAUGGGUCAGUGCUUUUCUUCAACUUCCCCAACCGUGGAAUUGAAAAAGCACCAAAUACAAAAGAUCAAAGACAUCACGCGAAAUGGCUAUACAUUUUCUGAUGGUGCAGGGCGUAUCUCUACUAGCUUGGCCAAAAGGAUUGCUAUCAGAAUGGGAAAACCAAAGGGUGCAGCAUACACAAGCGCAUUUCAAUUUCGUAUGGGUGGUGCUAAGGGUACAUUAACCACAUGCCCCGAUAUGAAAGAUGACACACUUGCUUUGCGACCAAGUCAAGAAAAGUUCGAUUCCUCUCAUCGCAUGCUUGAAAUCAAUCGCCUAUCCACUCGUUCUAUUGCUUCCCUCAAUAGGCAAAUCAUUGUGAUCCUUUCAACAUUGGGUGUGGCUGACCACGUUUUCCUUGACUUGUUGCGUGAACUCCUCCAAGAACUCAAUUACCUUAAAUCAGACCCAGAGCGUUGCAUAGCAACGUUACGAGCAAAUUCGGAUGAAGAUGGCAUAUCACGCGACAUGAUUGCCUUGGUGAAAUAUGGAUUUUUAGCUUCCGGUGAUCCCUACAUUGCACGGUUGCUACAUGCGUAUCGCUUACAUAGACUCAAGGAGGUCAAGAAACGGGCAAAGAUUCCGGUUGCCAAGGGAGCCCACUUGUUGGGUGUGAUGGAUGAGACCUGCACCUUGAAGGAAAACGAGGUCUUUUGUCACCUCUCUGGUUCUUCUGAUCCUAUCACCGGGAAAUGCCUUGUUUUCCGUUUACCAGCCCUACAUCCAGGCGAUGCACGUAUCUUGAAAGCAGUAAAGUGCUCAAACCUCAAACAUCUACGUAAUGUGAUUGUGUUUUCGUCAAAAGGUGAACGUGAUGUUCCAAGCAUGUUGGCAGGUGGUGAUCUUGAUGGCGAUACCUACAGCAUUAUAUGGGAUAAACGAUUGUAUCCAAGCAAAAAGAUGCGCAAUAGAGAGCCCAUGGAUGUUACACCACUGAAGCCCAAGGAGGUGGAUAAAGUGGAGAUCACUCAUAUCCGAAAGUUUCUUGUUGAAUACAUUGAAAACGACAACUUGGGUCUUAUUGCCAAUGCCCAUCUUGCUCUUGCUGAUGCAUUCCCUCUUGGUGUAUCGGAUCCCAUAUGUAUGGAGCUGGCUCAAUUACAUUCGCACGCAGUUGAUUACCCAAAGACAGGCCGCAAGGCGACUUUAGAUGGGUCAUUGCGUCCUUUAGCUUACCCUGAUUUUAUGGAGAAAAAUGACAAGCCGUCUUAUGAAUCUCAAAAGAUCCUUGGACAGCUCUAUCGGAACAUCGACUCUGGAGAGUUUCAACAUUAUCGUGACAAACUACGCGUCAAAGACACGGAAUACGAUACACGUUUACGUUAUCCUGGGAUGGAGAAGUACUUUGAUUUUGCUCGUCAAAUGAAAUGGAAAUACGACAGUGAAUUAAAGAGUCUCAUGAAUCAAUAUGGUGUCCCUACGGAAGCCGAAUUUAUGACGGGAUGCAUCAUUCGAUACAAUCAUCAUGAGCGUAAGGAGUACGAACUACGAAGCAUGGUGCGUAAGGAAAUGAUACAACUAAAAGAACGUUGGCGACGUGAUGCAUUCACCACGUUACAAAAAAAGGCGGGCAAAAAGGCACGUUUUAGGACCAAAGAUAUCGAACGAGAUUAUGCCAGAGCUGCAGCCUUUUAUUAUGUGACGUAUCGCAAGGAUGAACAAGAAAAGGCAGCAUCGCGUCAUGGUGGGCAGCGCAAAAAUCACACCUUAUUGCUUAGCUUUGCAUGGUUGGCACAAGAUCUCCUUUGCGACAUUAUUCGACGCUAUCCUUAUGGUGAACAAGAGGAACAGGAACAACCGAUAAGAUGA
Messenger RNA from Lichtheimia ornata, 3279 nucleotides. RefSeq lists its product as uncharacterized. The transcript has 4 exons. The record is from RefSeq and is a predicted model, not a curated record. Bases 1 to 3279 code for a protein of 1092 amino acids. Gene Ontology annotation, biological process: siRNA processing. Gene Ontology annotation, molecular function: RNA-directed RNA polymerase activity. Gene Ontology annotation, cellular component: nuclear RNA-directed RNA polymerase complex. NCBI's taxonomy places the organism in Eukaryota, Fungi, Mucoromycota, Mucoromycetes, Mucorales, Lichtheimiaceae.